UACCGGAGUCUCCUGCUUCAAACCGAAGAAACUCACAUCUGUCUAACUUCUCUUCUGGGAUCAGCCGUUUGAGAUUAUCUCCAGAUGUACACGAGGUGCGGAAAAUGGGAUUUUACCAUCCGCUAGUUGUGUGAUUCGAUUUGUUUCCUCUAUAUGACUAUAUAACAAUAUCAAGCGUGUGCGGCUGUUCUGGCGUUAGACCAAAACAGGAAAAAGCGAAAUGUUUACGUGGAAAUGCGAAGGUUAACUCAAGUGGCGCAAAGUGCGCAAGAUAGCAGUGAUUUUCCCACGCCUCAAUAUAUUCCUUCAAAGCAUUUCACCAUCGUCAUGGGCAAGAGUUGUGAUUUCUGAGAAAAGGGGAACAAUUUACUAGGGCGAUGUUGACGAAGACGGACGGUGUCUGGCCGAGAAACACGAGUGCGCCGCCAUCACCGUGAGGAGGAUGCUGAUUUUUUUUUCUGGUGUGUGGUUUGAGAAAAUUGAACGGGAGCGAUGAUAACGAUGAAAAUCCGCACCUGGUGGAGAAUUAUGUCGAGGAUAAUGGAAAAAUUACCGGUGCUUAAGCAGUGGUAAAUAUUUGCUAUGGAGUGAAAAAAAUACCAGUAAAUCAAAUUAAAAGAGUGCAUAAUUUUCCAUUAUCGCAACAUUGGAUGAAAUAAUGAAGAACCAACCAGUUAUAUUCGACUGUUUCAAAACGGCAUAUGGUUGAUUUAUGCUCGAGUUCGCAAAUAAUUACACAAGAACGGAAUAUAAAAUAUCCGGCAAAUGUUGUUUUAACAAACCAAAACAUCAGUGCCAGGAAUAACACGAAAACACGUUUCUACAACGUCAACAACAUGCAACAGUGAAUGUGCUUUCGGUGUAAAUAACGCAAUUAUCGUGUUUUGGUCCUGGGAACGAGCCGGUGAGGGCUGUGGUGAAGUCGUCACUAUCGAGCAGACCGCGCGUCACAUCUAACUGCGAUAUGGACGCUGGGUGCUGCUCCUCUGCGAUCUCCAAAAUUACGUCGAUCGUUCACGAUUCAAAACUAAUACAUGGAUUAUAAAUCCCGAUAAAUCGUCAACAAAACACAUUAAAGAGAGCCAUUCGCAUCAACAAACAACGCAGAAGCCUACUGUGUACGCCGUGCCCGUAAAUAACCGCCAACCGGCUGUAGCCUACUAUGCUGUCUGCGUUGAGAGCGGCCAACAAUGAAGCAACGGCAACAGAACCGUCGUCGAGGGCAAACGAGCAACGUCUAGUGGUUUACUUUGGUGUUUCGAGACCAGAACAGUGAGAAUAAUGUGUAGAGAAUGGCAAUUGUAUCAGUGAUACCGGUGAUCAACAUUACGAACUCUAGUGACAAUGGUGCGAAUGGUACGAACGCAACUGUCGAUAUCGGCGGUGGAGGUGGAGGUAGUGGCCUCGGGGGAAGAGCAGGAGACAUUGACGGUGGGGGCGGGUGCCCCCGACAGGAUGAAAUCCUGUACCCCAGUAUAUUUGGAAUUGACCUAGCGGUGCCACAAUGGGAAGCCAUUGCAACCGCACUCGUACUGACGCUUAUUAUCAUCAUUACCAUCGUUGGCAAUGUGCUCGUAAUAUUGAGCGUGUUCACGUACAAGCCGCUAAGGAUAGUGCAGAACUUCUUCAUUGUGUCACUGGCAGUAGCAGACCUGACGGUGGCUAUCCUGGUUCUCCCGUUCAAUGUGGCCUACUCGAUACUGGGCCGAUGGGAAUUUGGCAUCCACGUAUGCAAAAUGUGGCUUACCUCGGAUGUCCUGUGCUGUACAGCUUCGAUUCUAAAUCUGUGUGCAAUAGCAUUAGAUAGGUAUUGGGCCAUUACCGAUCCAAUUAAUUAUGCUCAGAAACGUACCUUGGAGCGGGUGCUGGCAUUGAUUGCCGGUGUGUGGAUACUGUCGUUGGUGAUCAGCUCUCCACCGCUGAUCGGCUGGAACGAUUGGCCGGAGCCGGAAAAAUUCUCUAGCGAGGUCCCGUGUCAAUUAACAAGCAAUCAAGGUUAUGUCAUCUACUCGUCGCUAGGAUCAUUCUACAUCCCAUUGAUCAUUAUGACUAUUGUAUACAUCGAAAUUUAUAUAGCCACCCGAAGGCGCCUCCGGGAACGAGCCCAAGCGUCCAAAAUCAACACGUUAGCUAGUAGGUGUAUCGGCCAAAGUGAAAAAGACACUGGUUUGAACCAACCGGACCAGGAAUCAAUUAGCAGUGAAACCAACCACAACGAACAUCCGCACAAUAGCAGCAGUAGCAGUAGCAAUGAACACCGUUCCCAAAGGAAGCGGAAGAAGAAAGCCAAAGAGAAAAGGGAAGCGAAAGAAGCGGCGAAGCGUGCCAAGCAAAAUCAACUCCGGUUAGCCCUGCGGGAUGAAGAUUCCGUUACGGAGUGCCCGGAAAAUUCGUCCAUCAGCGCGAAAGCAAACUGUGAUAUUAAAUCAGCCACCGGUCCCAACGGGAUGGCUGCAACCGGUGCGGCGGAUGGGGACGAUACCGCCGCCACCACCAACGGUGACAAGAAGCCACUACAGCAAAAGGCUACAACUUCGACGGAUACACGAGCCCGAACGAAACAAUCGUUUCGAAGGCCCGGCGGCAUUAAUCAGUUUAUUGAAGAGAAACAGAAGAUUUCGCUUUCGAAGGAAAGGAGGGCGGCCCGGACGCUCGGCAUCAUCAUGGGGGUGUUUGUGGUCUGCUGGCUGCCUUUCUUCCUCAUGUACGUAAUCCUGCCGUUUUGUCCAAGCUGUUGUCCGACGAACAAACUAAUUAACUUUAUCACUUGGCUAGGGUACAUCAACUCGGCUUUAAAUCCUAUUAUUUACACGAUAUUCAAUUUGGAUUACAGGCGAGCAUUCAAAAGAUUGCUCGGAAUCAAACAGUAG
This is a messenger RNA of Armigeres subalbatus, 2870 nucleotides long. It is a transcript of the gene Oct-TyrR, whose product is annotated as tyramine receptor 1. Gene Ontology annotation, molecular function: octopamine receptor activity. The transcript is spliced from 3 exons. The record is from RefSeq and is a predicted model, not a curated record. Lineage: Eukaryota; Metazoa; Arthropoda; Insecta; Diptera; Culicidae. Gene Ontology annotation, cellular component: plasma membrane. Bases 1293 to 2870 code for a protein of 525 amino acids. Gene Ontology annotation, biological process: adenylate cyclase-activating adrenergic receptor signaling pathway.